AUGAUUACUAUAUCACUGAUAUGGGGACUGGUAGUUGCAUUGUGUUGCUUUUUCUGGCUUGUUGUUGGCAUCCGAAAAAGGUAUGGCGCUUUUUUUUCUGUGCUAGGCAAUUUGAUUUUAUAUUGGUUGACAUUGUACCUCGUAAAUAGUGUAAAAAUUAAUUAUUAUGGCUAUAUGUACAUUUGUUAUGAUCCAUGUAUAUGUAAUACAUUUUGAAUAAAUAUAUUUUACAAAAUUCACCAAAAUGCUUGUGAACGAAAUGUUUCCAAAGUAACUAUUGUUUUUACCAAGAGCUGUUUUUCCUGCCUUCUUUAAUUUACUAUUGAGUGCUAAUUUAAAAAAAAAAAAGAGAACUUCAACAAAAAAUGAAAAAACAAAACAAUUUUCGACUUUUGGUUUGAAUACUUUACCCAUACAUAUUGUAAAUGUUAUUUUGUUUGCUAUCUAGGGAACCAGGAGAGCCACCACUGGAAAAUGGGUUAAUCCCUUAUGUUGGAUGUGCUUUACAAUAUGGUGCUAAUCCUCUUGAAUUUCUCCGGUCAAGGGAAAAGAAACAUGGUCACAUUUUCACUUGCAAAAUUGCUGGGAACUUUAUUCAUUUUGUCACAGAUCCAUUCUCAUUCAGCUCAGUACUACGUUCAGGAAGACAUUACGAUUGGCAGAAAUUUCAUUAUGCAACCUCAGCCAAGGUAUGAAUUUGAGAUCUUCUUAAACUUGAAAUGAUGGACAGAUUAUUUUAUCGUAAUUAGUGACUACAAUAAAUGUAUAGUGAGGUUUGCUAAACAUAUUUAGUGUAAUUUACAUUAAUUGGCAUUCAUUCAUGAAAAUAUGUUAUGUGCUUUUCAGGUAUUUGGACACAGUAAUGUGGAUCCUAGUGAGAGUUCGGCAACUGAAGACAUGCAUGAAAAAUUUAUGCGGGCAAUGCAAGGUGAAGCCCUUGAACCUCUUGUCACAACCAUGAUGGAGACUCUUCAACACACUAUGUUGCAACACUACACAGCCAAAGCCACCAGCAAAGACUGGAUAAGUGAAGGCCUCUAUGGAUUCUGCUACCGCCUGAUGUUCGAAUCUAGUUACUUAAGUCUUUUUGGAAAAGAGUUGAAUUCUAAACAGGAUCCAAGUAAUGCAAGACAGGAAGCAGAAAAUGCACUCAUUCUCAAUGCCAUUGAAAACUUCAAAGAGUUUGACAAGAUAUUCCCUGCCCUAGUAGCUGGUAUCCCAAUUCACAUAUUCAAAAAUGCCCACAGUGCUAGAGAGAAACUUGCCAAAGACCUGCUGCAUGACAAACUGAAAAAGAGGGACAAUAUCUCAGAGAUUGUAUCACUAAGGAUGUUCUUAAAUGAUUGUAUCACACAUUUAAAUGACAAUGACAAAUCAAAGAUACAAUUGGCUCUCCUAUGGGCUUCUCUAGCAAACACAUUACCUGCUACGUUUUGGACUGUAUUCCAUCUUCUCAGGUAAAAACAAACAAGCAAAGAAGCCAAAGAUAACAUUAUAUUGUGAAGUGUUGUGUUUUGCUAGUCUAUCAGGCUGCUCAAACUUUAUUAUUUCAAAAUGUGCACCUGGACAAAACGAAAGUAUGUACAAAGCUAUCUUAUUUAGUAUGGGCAUCAUUUUUGGGAAAUGUAACUAUAUUUUGUGCUACCUGCAAUAGAACUGAGAAUAAUAGACUGAAAAAAUGCUAUUUUAUUUAAAAGAUUUGUUUAUUAUAUCUGUUUGAUUUUUUUUUUUUUUUAUAGGUGCCCAAAAGCAUUGAAAGCUGCUAGUGAUGAAGUCCAUCGCACCUUAGAGAAAGCUUCACAGAAACCCAGCCUUGAUGGAAAAUUAAUUACUCUCUCCCUUCAACACCUUGAUGAUAUGCCUGUUCUAGGUAAGUGUGAGAAGUAGACUAUUAAAAAAAAUCUAGAUGUGUAUUUUAAUAUGUCUGAAAACUAUUUUACCAAAAACUGGUUCUUUUCAGAAACACAGAACCUAUUGCAGAAAUGUAACAUUGUUUAGACAUUAAAUGGAACUCAUUCAACAAAACCAGUUAUUUGGCAAUAUUUGCUAAACACAUUCUUGAUUCAAAACGACUUUAAAAAAAAAAAUAUUUAGUAUUUUUGUAGUGCAUGAGAAAAUUACAACAAGCCUGAGGUACCCCAACGGCAAUCCUCAGGCUUAUGAACAUGCUUUACAUUUGGGGUAAACUGAGUAAUAUGCACAAUUUUAUAUUUUAAACAGGCUAAUAAUAUGGUACAUGCUAGGUACAUAGAUUAAUUACUCAAGCAAGAAAAACACAGUACUAGUGCUGGCUCAUAGAAGGUGUACAGGCUAGGGUUGAGACUUAGGUGCUGGUUGCAUAGACAGAGUGAGAGUAGGGGCACUAUGCCUAUGAUUAGUAGUGAGUUACUUUAGCGUAGCAUGUUAAACAUUAGUCAAUGCGCAAGCUAAGCGUGCUGAGUGAGAUCAGCUAAACAUAUGAAAGCACAGUACAAAGCUAAGGUGAUCAGGUGGGCGUCCUCCCUGCAUAAGUAGCCAUGUCUUGUCAUCUGGGGUUUAAAGCUAGUUGGUAACUGUAGAGGAGAUAAAAUCAAAUAGACAUCAAUUGUCUUUCCUCUACAGCUGGCACUGGAUGUUGACGGGGAAGUCUUGCCAGGAGUUCUGUGCCUGAAAUAGUGUCCACAGCAACGUGCCAAGAUCAGCCAAUGCCCUGUUGGGGUAGUGGAGAUCCCUUUAUUGAGAGAAAGGCCGGUGGUGUGAGUCCCAUUUAUAGUUGUCUACUGGGCGCUCAUGUGGGUGCUAGGCAACACUGCAGGGUGGAAUGCUGAUUCCUCAGAGACCUCAUGUCAGGUUGUGGUGGGUGGCUCAGGCUUGAUCAUCAUCAGCAUAUUCUUGCGUUGGGAGACUGCUGCUGCCGGGUGCGGACAUACCGCUUUGCAUGCUGCGGGUAGGUGCCGAUCUUGCGGCGCCAUUUUCAGGUUUGCUUGUUGUGGUGAAGAGUGUCUCUGGGUUGGUAGUGCGUGUGCAUCAUCAAGAAGUAGUGCUUCCUUCGGGGGUAAGUGGGUGUUUGCUGCAUCCUACGGUCCACUUUCUCCCUGAAGGCUGCGACUAUGGCUUCCUGCCGUGUCCGAAAGUCUAGCCCUUUUGUGUAUCGGUUGUCAGAUGCCGCCAUUUGGGGGUUAGCCUGUUGCUGCCCGGGGUGCCAUCCCACCACCUGGAUUAACCCCCUGGGACCGGCAUAACCCCCACCGGUCCUGUAGUCAGGAUUGCUGCUAUUGAUGGCAGCCGGGGAGCGUCCAUCUCCCCCGUGCCGCCCAUGACGGUAGGCCGUGGCUGUCGCUUAGGUGAGUCUUGCAGGCUUUGUUGCUUGUUUGGUGUCGGCGUGUGCUCCAUGGUGUCAUCGCUCAGUUGGUGGCCCAUUUAAGUCGUUUGAAGGUUGUUUUAUGUCUGUUAACCAGUCGAGUUUGCCUUAGCGAGCAGGAGCUGCUUUACCCUGCGUGCUCUCAACUCGGCGGUCAGGCCCCAUUUCCCUUUUUAUUUAAUUUUUUGUUGUUGUUUUGUUUGUUUUUGUUACGUUUAAAAAUUGUAAUUCCGGAGGGACUAUUGUAAGUAUAAUAGAUAUCCUUUGAGGAAAUGAAAGGAAAGGUUUAACCAGCACUUCUAUAAAUCAUCUCAGUCAUUUAUGGCUACGUAAAUUUUUUGUACAUAAGUGAGAAGAUCCCAUUGAGGAUAUAUUGAGGAUGAGAGCAGUGGAAGACAUUUAGGAAUCACAGAGUGGUAAUGAAAAUUCCAGAGGUGACACCUCAAUAGAAAAGUCUCAUGAAUUUAAAGCUACUUAAAAUUUUACCAACAUGGUUUACGUUGGUUGUGAAGGUAUCAACUAGGCAUGAUUUACAUGCUACUUCUGUAGAGUCUUACUGAAUAAGAUAUAAUGCAUAUAUUGACAUAUUAUAUCAAAUAAUCUACUGAGAUUUCCUUUUAGGUUUAUUGUUGUUUUUUGGGCUUCAGUUAUAUCAUGCCACAGUAUACCGUUAUGGAAUGAUGCUAGGGCAGGGCUGACAGGGUCUGGAGCCUUGAGUGGGGCCCUAAAAAGCCUUCCUCUAAAUCUGGCACCAUUUCAUGGUUAGCCUUGAGUCCCUGUAAUACUGAGUAAGAAAUAACACCUCUCAUUACAGAAUUAAAGGAACACUAUAGUCACCUAAAUUACUUUAGCUAAAUAAAGCAGUUUUAGUGUAUAGAUCAUUCCCCUGCAAUUUCACUGCUCAAUUUCACUGUCAUUUAGGAGUUAAAUCACUUUGUUUCUGUUUAUGCAGCCCUAGCCACACCUCCCCUGGAUAUGAUUGACAGAGCCUGCAUAAAAAAAAAAAUGGUUUCAUUUUCAAACAGAUGUAAUUUACCUUAAAUAAUUGUAUCUCAAUCUCUAAAUUGAACUUUAAUCACAUACAGGAGGCUCUUGCAGGGUCUAGCAAGCUAUUAACAUAGCAGGGGAUAAGAAAAUUUGAUUUAAACAGAACUUGCAAUAAAGUAAGCCUAAAUAGGGCUCUCUUUACAUGAAGUGUUAAUGGAAGGGUGUGCAAGUCACAUGCAGGGAGGUGUGACUAGGGUUCAUAAACAAAGGGAUUUAACUCCUAAAUGGUAGAGGAUUGAGCAGUAAGGCUGCAGGGGCAUGUUUUAUACACCAAAACUGCUUCAUUAAGCUAAAGUUGUUCAGGUGACAUAGUGUGCCUUUAAUGACAGUGCCACGUUGAUUCACCAUAUUUAUAGUAUAGUGUGGGGGUACUAAACAUAGUUUAGAGCACUGUGGCUUGAGGAACACAACAGUGUGAAGUUAAAAUAUAGGUUUAUUUCUUACUCCUAAUUUAUUCAGAAAAUUGGUGUCAAUAUGUUAAAGAACAUGUUAGGAUUUAGGGUUCGACAUAGGGAAAUGCCAUAGGGUGGUGUUUUCAGAAGAGUUUCAGUCAAUAAAUAAGAAAGGAGCCAUAACAGGUAAUCUUGAGUUAAAGCCCCUGGUCUGUUUGCCACAUAGAAACGUUGCAAGUACUACAUAUGAAACAAUUAAAGGAUUUGGUGUUUUGCUAGCAUGCUUAUUUUUAAACGAUAUGUUUGUACAUAGUACGGAACCCUACAAAUACAGUACUGUAAACAAAUUUUAAAGAAUAUGAUCCAAUAUAUAACACUUAUUGUAGAUGGAAGGAAAUAUAAUAUGGAUUGACCAAUUAAACAACUAGUCAAUAUAAUGUGUUUAUUCAUACAGACAGCAUCAUUAAAGAAUCCAUGAGGCUAUCUAGUGCAUCACUCAAUAUCAGAGUUACCAAGGAAAACUUCACUCUGCAACUUGACAAAAAUGAUUGUUACAAGAUCCGGAAAGAUGAUAUUGUAGCAUUUUAUCCACAGAUGGUACAUUUGGAUCCAGACGUUUAUGAAGACCCUCUCGUAUGUAAUAUCAGUUUUUCUCUCUUGUUUUUUGUCUAAUUUCCUAUUCAAUUAUAAUUAUAAUAUAUUAAGAUACCACUGAUCUUGGCACAUUUUUAUUUCAUUUAUUACUAACUCUUGCAUGUAAUGUAAGCAACAUUUCUAGUGAGCACUACAUUUAUAUGCACGUUUUUCUGCUUUAUUUUCCAGACUUUCAAAUAUGAUCGUUACAUUGAUGAAAAUUUAAAAGAAAAGACUGACUUUCAACUGAAUGGAAGAAAAUUAAAAUAUUAUUAUUUGCCAUUUGGAACUGGGAAAACUAAGUGCCCAGGCAGACAUUUGGCUGUGUAUGAGAUUAAGGAAUUUGUUUCUCUAUUGAUUGCUUACUUUGAUAUUGAACUUGUUGACAAAAAUGGAAAAAUUCCACCAUUAGAUCAAUCUCGCGCAGGGCUCGGGAUUUUACAGCCAACGCAUGAUGCUGAUUUCAAGUAUAAGUUAAAAGCUCAAUAA
Messenger RNA from Pelobates cultripes (western spadefoot toad), 5901 nucleotides. Lineage: Eukaryota; Metazoa; Chordata; Amphibia; Anura; Pelobatidae. The record is from the annotation of a GenBank genome assembly.